GCAGUUGACGUUUGAAAAGGGAAAGGGAAAAAUUCCUCUCUACUGAAGAAUUAUGGACGACUUAGAAUUAAGAGUCUUUAAGAAAAAAAGAUCGCUUUUUGUUGAAAAUGUUGAAAUAAAUUGUACAUUUUUAGAUUCAAUUAAAAGUCAUGAAAUAUUCAAUAGUGAAGAAUGUACAGCAAUUAUGAAUGAAAGAACUCAAAAUUCAAAAGUUAUGAAAUUUUUUGAUAUGAUUACUUCUUGUUCAAAAUCUGGACUUUUUGAACAAUUAUGUAUGGCUUUAACAAGAUCAUUUCCAUGGUUAGCUAAAGAUUUACAAUCGGAUUUAAAAACCGAAAGAGGAAAUUUAGUAAUUGAUCCUGAUGUUGUUAAAGAGGCGGCGAUGCUUGUCCACAGAAAAUUUGGAACUAGUAGACGAUUAUCCGAAUUAGAAAAGAAGGAAAUUCAAGAUAUGAUUGCCUUAAAAAUUCAAAUCUCUAAAGAAGAAUGGAGAACGGAAUUAAAAGAACUCAGGGACGAGUUGGAACAUCAACAGAAUUUAGAGAAACACAGGAAAGCUAAAGAAAUAGAAAUUGCUAAAACUUUAUCCAAAUAUAUUAAAGACAAUAAAGAUAAGCUAUCAAAUAACGCCCAUGACAUGGAAACAACUACGCAGUUAUUGAAUGCUCCUACAGAGGACGGUGAUAAUCUUCCUGUAAUCAGGCGAGAAGUACAAUACAUACUCAAAAAAUUUAGCGCUACCCUCGUCGAAAAGAGCAUACUAAGCGAAGACAGAGAAAGAUGCUUAAAAGCCUUGAAAUUGCCGUUGGAUACCUCUUCUUUAUACGAUACUUUAAACCAAGAGUUCAAGGAUCAGGAGGAAAAGGUGAAAAAGUUGAAUAAUGAAUUAAUCGAAAAGGAAAAACAAUUAAAACAAACAACAAAAUCGAAAUGGGAUUUGGAAGAUUCAAGCAGAGAAAUUAAUGAUAAAAUGACACAAUUAAAGAGUGAAUUGUCCGAAAAAACCGUUAAACUGUCAACAAUUCAAGAAGAAGUUAGAAAGAAACAAUUGGAACUAGACGAACUUAAAAAGGCGAUUAAAGAUAAGGGGAUUCAAACUACACCUACUGAAAAUGGAACGGCUAAAAAGCUGACUAGGCCUAGUAGUAAAACCAAAUUAACCCUAAAGUAAGUCUUCCUCUAAUUUUGACCCUAAUCUCUCUUCUUUCUUACUUUGUUUUCUUUUUGGAUUGAAUCUUUAUUAUUCUAAUAAAAUAGAAGUAUUUUUAAAUUGAAUACAUCACAUCUUUAUUCCGAAACAGUAGUAUUUAAAGAGUAUAUAUUACAUAUAUACAGCAUAUAGGCCUAUAUAUUAUUAUUAUUAUUACUGUUG
Messenger RNA from Dimorphilus gyrociliatus, 1372 nucleotides. NCBI's taxonomy places the organism in Eukaryota, Metazoa, Annelida, Polychaeta, Dinophilidae. The record is from the annotation of a GenBank genome assembly.